ACACCCUCUCUGAGGCAAGAAAGGAUCCUCUUAUCUGUGCCAAACUCCACUUCUUUGUGUUCAUAGCAAGAGUCUUUCAACCAUUUCUGGAAAAAUAUCAAAAAGAUGCUCCCAUGAUGCCCUUCCUGUGGAAUGACUUGGAGGAUUUGAUAAGGAGCCUUCUCAAACGAUUCAUCAAGCGUGAUGCUUUGCCCUCGAGUCCAUAUAAGCUGGUGAGGCUCGAUGUCACAGACCAGAAGCUUUGGCUUGGCACAAAAGAUGUUGACAUUGGCAUGGGUGCAGCAGCUGUUAUCAAGGGACUGUCAGGGGCCAAGGGCAGAGUAAGCGAGCUUGGUGUGCUGCAGUUUAAAAAAGAAUGCCAGAAUGCACUUUCAAAAAUAUGCAAGAAGGCACUGGAUAAGUGCCCUCUAAAAUAUGCCACUGUCCAUAACAUGAUGUGCCUGGACCCAAGAAAAAUGUAUUCCAGCCCUGACGAAUGCCUACAGAAACUGAAACGUCUCAUUGAGAAGUUUGUGUUGGACAAACAGUUGACAGGCGGGAUAUCUUCUGGUGAUGUGAUUUCUCAACAGUUUGAGAAGGCCCUUUCCAAUGAAGCCAAAUCGCUGGAAUUUGCAAACUUCCAGCCCUCAGUGUCCAGGGUUGAUGCAUUCCUGUCUCAGAAUCUCAGUUCCUACACUGAUCUGUGGAACUUCUGCAAGAAGUUACUACUCCUCUCACAUGGACAAGCUGAAGUGGAGCGGGGCUUCUCCAUCAACAAAGAAGUGGAGACGUGCAACAUGUCUGAGGAGACAGUUGUUAUUCAAAGGCUCAUCUGUGAUCAAGUGAAAGUUUGUGGGGGGGUGACAAAAGUGCCUCUUACAAAAGAGCUAAUCAGUUACUGUGCAUCAGCACGGAGCCGUUACCGGGCACAUUUGGAAGAGGAAAAAAAGAAGAGAGAGACCGAAGAAAACUCCAAGAAAAGAAAGUAUGUCGAAGAGGACCUGAAAGAGCUAAAGCAAAAGAAAAAAUCAAUUCGAGAAAUUUGCAUAUCUUUGGAGAAUGAUGCAGAUAGAAUGGCAGAGCAAGCCGAAAGUUCAGGUGGUAGUAAAAUGGCCACAUUGAUCACAGAAUCCAAUUCUUUGAGGAGACGAGCUAAAGAUAAACAUAAAGAACUAAUUGAGUUGGAUGCAGAAAUUGAAAACAAGAUUGUAGAAUUGACAAAACUGUCAUGAGGGCUUUGAGUUUGAGAACUUAAAAGUUGAAGGUUUACAUGUACCUUUAGUUAUUUAUUUGGAUUAUUUGCUGAAUGUUACUGUCUGGGCCUAUAAAAUCAGUUCCGUUUUUGUUUGAUCAGCACUGUGGUUUUAUAGGGAAGUCCGAAGAUUUUUCUCUAUUAUUUGUCAUCCCAUGUAAGCAUGACUGUUUUCAUGCUAUUCUGUUUGUAUACUGUUAUACAUGCAUAUCUUUGGAUUGCCAGAUUGGCAUUAAUCCCAUUGUUGACCAAGUUUGAUGUCUUCACAGCGCUAAAAGAAGUAGCUGAACAAAGCACUUUUAAAUAAAUUUCUGAUCCUGAUCUUUCCUACAUUUUUCUGACUGGAUCUUCAUUCAUUAGGUCUAUGCAUAGAUUAUUGAAUGUGCUUGCAUUUAUCUGUGUCUGAAAUGAUACAAAACACUAAUCAGACCCUGAACAACAUUUUCUUGGGGGAGAACCCCCAAACCCAGCUCAAGGCUAUUUGGCAGCCACAUUUACCCAUAAUUUAGAUCAAGU
Molecule: messenger RNA, 1747 nt
Organism: Carassius auratus (goldfish)
Lineage: Eukaryota; Metazoa; Chordata; Actinopteri; Cypriniformes; Cyprinidae
Exons: 4
Coding region: 114-1211 (365 amino acids)
Source: RefSeq, a predicted model, not a curated record